This is a messenger RNA of Solea senegalensis (Senegalese sole), 1903 nucleotides long. It is a transcript of the gene gcdhb, whose product is annotated as glutaryl-CoA dehydrogenase b. The transcript has 12 exons. The record is from RefSeq and is a predicted model, not a curated record. Gene Ontology annotation, biological process: fatty-acyl-CoA biosynthetic process; fatty acid beta-oxidation using acyl-CoA dehydrogenase. Bases 94 to 1419 code for a protein of 441 amino acids. Gene Ontology annotation, molecular function: glutaryl-CoA dehydrogenase activity; fatty-acyl-CoA binding; flavin adenine dinucleotide binding. Gene Ontology annotation, cellular component: mitochondrial inner membrane. NCBI's taxonomy places the organism in Eukaryota, Metazoa, Chordata, Actinopteri, Pleuronectiformes, Soleidae.
UUGUGUUUUGCUAUCGUCAGCUUGCUAAAAUCAGGACAGUGGAGUGGGAUAGCGACUGUCUGUUGUCCCCCAUAACUCAGACUGAUCUCCAUCAUGGCUCUGAGGAGAGCGGUGUGUCGCCUCUUAGUCAACCCUCACAGGAGUGUCUUCAUCUCAGCUUGCAGAACACAGAGCACAACUGCAACACCUGUCAGACAAGAUGCAGAGAAGCCUGAGCAGAAACCUAAAGCACCUAAGGUCCAGUUUAACUGGCGGGAUGCCCUGGACUUGGAGGGCCAGCUGACGGAGGAGGAGAUCAUGAUCAGGGACUCUUUCCGCACCUACUGCCAAGAGAAACUCAUGCCUCGCAUCCUGAUGGCAAACAGAAAUGAAGUGUUCCACAGAGAAAUAGUGUCAGAGAUGGGGGAGAUGGGUGUCCUGGGUCCAACCAUUAAAGGUUAUGGCUGUGCUGGGACAAGUUAUGUGGCCUAUGGCUUGAUUGCCAGAGAAGUGGAGCGAGUGGACAGCGGCUAUCGCUCCGUCAUGAGUGUGCAGUCGUCCCUGGUCAUGCAUCCAAUUAAUGCCUAUGGUACAGAGGAGCAGAAAGAGAAGUACCUCCCUAGGCUGGCUUGUGGUGAAAUCCUGGGUUGCUUCGGCUUAACGGAGCCAAACCAUGGCAGUGACCCGGGCGGCAUGGAAACCAGAGCCAAAUACAAUCCAUCCAGUCGCACCUACUCUCUCACUGGCUCAAAGACCUGGAUCACCAACUCUCCCGUGGCAGACAUCGCUGUGGUCUGGGCCAAAUGUGAUGAUGGAAAGGUGCGCGGCUUCAUCUUGGAGCGCGGCAUGAAAGGCCUCGCCACACCUAAAAUAGAGGGAAAGUUCUCUCUGAGAGCGUCGGCCACUGGUAUGAUCGUCAUGGACGAGGUGGAGGUUCCUGAGGAGAACCUGCUGCCUAAAAUCUCUGGCCUGGGGGGACCUUUCGGCUGUUUAAACAAUGCUCGCUAUGGUAUCGCCUGGGGUGCUUUAGGUGCUGCAGAGUUCUGUUUCCAUGCAGCUCGUCAGUACACACUCGACAGAAUCCAGUUUGGCGUGCCGCUGGCGAGGAAUCAGCUGAUGCAGAAGAAAAUGGCCGACAUGCUGACAGAGAUAACCAUCGGCCUGCAGUCGUGCCUGCAGCUGGGAAGACUCAUCGAUGAGAAAAAAUCUGCCCCAGAGAUGAUAUCCAUGCUGAAGAGGAACAGCUGUGGUAAAGCACUGGACAUCGCCCGACAGGCCAGAGACAUGCUGGGAGGAAACGGCAUCGCAGAUGAAUACCACGUCAUCCGCCACGUCAUGAACCUGGAGGCGGUCAACACGUAUGAAGGUACUCAUGACAUCCACGCUCUGAUCCUGGGCAGAGCCAUCACAGGUCUGCAGUCCUUCACCGUGGACAAGUAAGACGUGAGCAGUCCAGCAGAACUCGUCCUUCCUAAAACAACUCUGCAAGAAAAAGAAAAACACACGCAGUUUUCACACGAGUUCAAAUAAAGGGGCCGGCUGUAUCGUGGCAUUGUUGGUUUUGUCUCGGGUUUCUGAAAGUCUGCUGUGAUGUGUAAUGAACUCUGAUGUAGAUUUAUCACUUUAAGAGGGCUACACUAUUUUUUUACUCUCAGUUGUAUAGAAAACACUAAGGUUUAUCAUCUGGAAUGUCGUUUCUUUUUACUGUAACGAAGUAUUAAUAGUUUGAAUGAGGUCAAGAUCAAGAUUUGAUACUGGUUACUGAUGUAUGCAGAGUAAAUACUCACAUUGUGAUGUCUACUGCAGUUUGACUUGUGAUAUUUAUGUGAUCUCCUGUCAUUAUCAUGUGUUCAGUAGAGAAGAUGAGAAUCAGUUUACCAUUGUGGUAAACAGAUAUCAAUGAAAUAAAAAUAUUUUGUCCCCA